AGAGGUCUCUGGAGAGUAAACCGCCUCACUUGCACCUGCGCUGUUCACCCAGCAGGGCGGACACAGGUUCAAAGGGUGACAGGUGACGCUUGCUCCGGUCAUCAUGGCCUACCCGGGAUAUGGAGGAGGGUUUGGAAAUUUUAGGGGUCAGAUGCCUGCAAUGCAGAUGGGACAGCCAGUGCCAGGCCUAGGGCCACAUGGGCUCCCUGGUGAAUACUCCGGAUACUCAGCUUAUUCGGACAGUUAUCAUUCAGCGGGGGACCCCAUGUGGACAUACUUCACUGCUGUUGCAGGACAGGAUGGUGAAGUGGACGCAGAAGAACUUCAGAAGUGUUUGACACAGUCUGGAAUUAGUGGGACUUACUCUCCCUUCAGUUUGGAAACCUGCAGAAUUAUGAUUGCCAUGUUGGAUAGAGAUUACACAGGAAAAAUGGGAUUUAAUGAAUUUAAAGAACUUUGGACAGCUCUUAAUGCCUGGAAACAAAACUUCAUAACUAUUGAUCAAGACCAAAGUGGCACAGUAGAACAUCAUGAAUUGAAUCAAGCCAUUGCUGCUAUGGGUUACAGAUUGAGUCCUCAAACAUUAACUACUAUUAUUAAACGUUAUAGCAAGAAUGGCAGAAUCUAUUUUGAUGAUUAUGUUGCUUGCUGUGUGAAGCUUCGAGCUUUGACAGAUUUCUUUAGGAGAAGAGACCACUUGCAACAAGGGGUUGUGAAUUUUGUGUACGAUGAUUUUUUGCAGGGCACUAUGGCAAUUUGAAUGCCAAGAAUUUGAAAGCCAAAGGAAUACUGUGAAUUUUUCUGCUUGGAAGAAAUGAACUGGACUACUUUGAAUUAAAGCUUUUGGGGCAUUUCCAUGUUUCUACCUGUUAAAUCUCUUUCCUUUAUAUUAGAUACCUAAUAUAUAUAAUAUAUAAUAUGUUUUUAUUUUAGCAUACAGUUCAAAGAAGCAAGAAAAGAAAUGUGUCGUAUUUGGAAUGUUGUUGCUUGUAGAGAGGUUAUCACUUUACAGAUAUCUGCAUAAUGUCAUCAAAUAUUAGUAUAUGAUUAAUUGAAAUAAAUAUCUCUUAACCUUAAUUUUUAACAAUAUAAACCUAGAGCAAUGUAUUUAUAAGAUAGAUUAUAUAAGAAGCAAAAUGAUGAAAGUCUAGAUAAAAUGUAUUUAUACUUAUCUGAAGGUUACAAAUUUUACCUUUUAACUUUUGUUUGUAAUUGUUGGUGUUGGAGGGUGAGCUAGAAGGAUGAUCUCGGAUUUUGUGCCAUAUCCAUAAUAGGGUUUGUUCUUGUUCACAUAAUCAAAGAACAGAAGCUUACUUGUUUUUAACUGUGAAGAAGAAAUUAUAGUUCCAAAAAUUGUAUCUUAAUUGCCUUUGGUGGACCAUAAGAUACGGUGAAAUAAGACUGUAAGAGACAUCAUUUUUCCUUUUUUAUUUUUUACAUUGUCUAUUUUUCUUUAGUAUGUUUUGUUGUCUUCUAUGAAAAACAAGUUCUUAAUAAACAACUUUUCUCUCUGCUCUUCUUUCAUUAGUGAAGACAUUGAUAACCUAAAAUGACAUCUUUUUCUAAAUCUCAAUUUUCUGGAAAUGACAUUUUUAACCACAUGUCAGUAUGUAAAUUUCUGUUAAACUUAAUUGAUGUUUAUCCAUACUGCCAACUGUUUACAAGGUUAAAAAAUCAAGUAAUAUACCACUUUGUUUAAAUGUGCAGAACUUAUAAAUUUGACUUUCUUGACAACAUUAGCUGGUGGUUUUGGCAUUAGUAAACUGAUAAGUUUUUUGAGCCCAUCUGUGUAGUGUGGGGUGCGGAGCGUGAUAGGCACUCCAGUGACAUUUCUGUGGGGGUACGACCAAGGAAAUUUCAAAGUGGAGUCAUCAGGUCCUUAGAAUUUUGAUCCCUGGUAUAACUUGUUAUAAUUAAUCCAGCCUCCUUUUUGGCAAACACUGUAUGUCUUUGUUAAUGAAGAUUUAAUAAACCACAUGUUUUUCUUUUUCUUUAACGGAAUAUCUUCCCCCAGCUUAAAGAUGAAUACAGUCAUCCCCCCUUACCUAGAGGGAUAUGUUCCAGGACCUUCAGUGGAUGCUUGAAUCCGUGGAUAGUACCUAACUCUAUGUGUACUGUUUUUUUUCCUAUACACACUUACCUAUGAUAAGGUUUAAUUUAUAAAUUAGGCACAGUAAGUGAUUAACAACAGUAAUAAUAAAAUAGGACAUUAUAAUAAUGUACUGUAAUACGUUAUGUGAAUGUGGUCUCUCGAUGUAAUCUUAUCUGUACUACACAUGCAGCGUAGGUAUGUCAGACAAAGGGAAGAUUUGCCUCCCGGGAGAGAUGGGAGUAGGAUGGCUCAAAAUUUCAUCACACUACUCAGAACAGCAUGCAGUUUAAAACUUAAUGAAUUGUUUAUUUCUGGAAUUUUCCAUUUACUAUUUUCAGACCACAGGUUGACCUCAGGUAACUGAAAUCAGGGAUGUGGGGCACUCCUGUACUAAUUGAUGUAAUUGUAGUUUGGUGACCAAAUCAGUGCAUGUAAUUUUAUAAAACUGUGUGUUUCUUACAAAAUGGAAGAUGAAUAGCAAUAUCUUGAAAAACAACUUAUACACUUAACAGAAUUUGAAAAUCAACUUUCACUUUUAAAAAUUCUGGAAAGAAAGUAGUUAUAGUUAUUUAAUAUUGAUAAUUUUAUAUAAUUAGCUAUCAAAUUCUUUUGGUCAGUUUUAUAAAAAAAAUAUGUGAAUAAAUAAUCCAUAUAAUUUUGUCCUCUGGAUGUUAAUUUUUUUCCUUGCUCGUAUAUUUGAUAAUAUGAGAGAGUGUUAACUGAGCCAUAAAAAAAUACAGAAUUCUAAAUAGAAGUAUUGUAGGAUAAAGCUAAUGUAAACACACUGUGUAUCAUUCACACUGAAACCUUGAAUAAGGGUGAUAAUAUGAUUCAGCAGCCUGGACUCUUAAAAUCCAGCUUAUAGGUGGUUGAGUUACUUAACUGUUCUCAGGUCAAUUAUAAUUUUACUUACUUGGAGGCUCAUAGUUGAGGUAAAACUUUAAAAAUGGCAUAUGGUAUUUUUCAUAGAAGUUUCUGCCAAAUGACACAUUGUAUUAGAACUCUUGACACAGUCCUCUAACUCAUCCAUUUCCAAAGGUCUUCCUGUGACUUGGUCACAGGCGGUCUGUGGGAAUGAGUUUCCAUGACCAGAGGUAGUUGGGGAAUUCUCCUCAGGGAACUUAAGCCCAAGGUAUAUAAGAUCUUGUUAAUUUUAUUUGACCCAGUUUUUUUCCACACUUUUGGACACAGCACCCCUUUUUCUAGCAAAAAUAAUGUUCCAACCAAUUCAACUUUAUGGUCAGACAAUUCUUUUGCACUGUACAUAAUCUUAUAAAAACAGGCAUAGAGAAUAUUUUACUGGGAUUUUUAUACAGAAAUACAGUUUACUCUUGCUAUGUUUUAAGAUAAUUGAUGUAAACAGGCAUUCAUCCCUAACGUAAAAAUUAAAAUGUUUCAUGAUGAACAUGACUGGAAUAUUAAUAUAGUAUGGUUGUUUGUAUUGCUUAAUUCAUGACCAGUUUUCUUAUGUUGUAAAUCAUUGAAUAAUGUACACACUUAAUGUCUAAGUGCUUUUAUUUAUACAGUAAACAUUUCCAUUUCAUUUUGAGAAUUUUUUAAUAAACAUUCAAAUAGCUUGCUGUAAAGUUUUUUUAUCAUACAAAAUCUGUUGUAACAUGUAUAUUAUGAGAUGCUUCAGUUCAAAUAACAGUACAGUAAUUCACCUAUACCUAAAAAAAAUGCCAAAUAAUUAAAUGUUAGGUAUUGCACUUCUAAUUCGAGUGCCAAUUUACACGUUUUAAAUUACAUCAAGGGAAACCAAUACUAUUAGGAUCUUAAUUUGGUCCACUUUAAAUGUUAUUUCAAGGACUGUGCUCAUUUGAUCUAAGUAAGCAUGCAUUCAGAAACAAAAGGUAAAACAAUGUCAAGUGAUAUGUUUAUUUCCAGGAAAGACAUUUACCUUGGAAGAAACUAGAAUUUAUUAAUAUAGUUUAAACUCUGCAAUUAAAAACAUCAAUUUGUGAUUAUUUCUGUAAGUGAAAUAUACAAAUCAAGUUCACUUGUAAUCUUAUGGCAUUACUAAACUGAACAAACAAAAUAAAUAUUGUUUGUCAGAAAUGUGCUUUUCUUUGUCCUUUCAUGUUUGACAGCCUCAUAGAUGAUAUGUUUUCUCUUAUUUGUAGCAGUUUUCUGGGAAAUUAAGAAUAAGUUUGUGAAAAUCUGGUAAAUUUAGUAAGUAAAAUCCAAGGCUGCUUUUACGGUAGCAUAUAUGUUUUUUAACUUUAUAAUGUAACCAUGGAUGUUUUAUUACUUUGGAACUUGUAUUAAAAGAUUACAUUUUUUUUGGUUUUAAUUCAGUCAUUUACAUAAUAAAUUAAGCACUUUGAAUUAAACGUACAAUGCUGAGGUACCAUCAAAGAGUAUGGCUAGACUUCAUAAUAAUAGAUGAUGCCGAAAAAUAAACAUUUUGAACUUCUGUUAUUAUAGUGAUGAAUGCAGAAAGAAUUUCAAAUGACGACUUCAGAUAAUAUGUGGUCUAGAAUGUCAUAACAUCACAUAUGUACAUAUAUUAAAAUUGUCUUGUAAUUUAGAAUACUGAGCACAAAACUAUGUUCCAGCAAAACACUGGGAAACUUACGAAAAAUGUCUGGCUGACUUACUAUCACCUUAUUAUUAGAAUACUGGGAAAUCUGUGCUUUUAAUUGUUUCCUGCCAUGUCUUUUUCUACUUGUUCUUAAAAAAAUCAUUUUACUUGAAUAUAAAGAAGAGUCUUAUAUUACUUAAUAUUCCUUUUACCCAAGUAGUUUGGUACUAUGUAGCUUUGUGUAUUACUUUGUGAGCAUUCAAAACUCAGAUGUGCUUCUGUAUAUCCGAAUAGAUAGUAGACGUUGUCAGCACUUCUAUUAAUACAUAACGAGGAUGUGCCAUAGAGUUAGAGAUUGAGGAGAAUCCUUGCCUGUGUGCUACUUACUGUUUUAAGGUGGACCUCUUCUGCACCAUCAGCGAUGGUGGCAAUUUGAAAAGCUUACAGGGAAUGAGAAGAAUUGGACUAGGUCAUCAUUUAAUGAUUAUGCCAGUAAAUAGUACCUUCUUCUAACAUUGCAUUUGUGUGUGUGGGGGGGGACGGGUACCAACCUUUUAAGAUAAAAAUAUAAAUAUGUACUUUAUAGGUACAUGCAUACAGUCAUUUGCAUCUUAGUUGACUGUGUUUAAUCACAUUUUAUCUUGCUAUGGUUACUGAAAUUUCAAAGGAAAACUUGGACAGUGCUAGUCUGAGUGUUCCAGAAACACUAAAGAUAACAUUCUUUAAAAAAUGAUAAGCCAAAAAAAAACAACAAAAAAUGAUAAGCCGUAUAAAAAUGAUUGUAGAAUUAACUGAAUUUUUGGGUGCAUGUUUCAUUUCCCAGAACUAUUUAAAUGCAAUAACCCCAAUUUAUCUUAUUACGAGAGACUUCACAUUUUCUAAUCAGCCUCACUUAUAGAUACCAAUACAGUGCUUUCUGCUAAUCUGUUUAGUUUUCAUUUAUUAAACAGGGAAAUGUUCUUUUGAUUUUUGUUUUAAACUUUAAAAAGGAAUAGUUGGGAAUCUAAACCACUAAACAGUCCUUAGCUUAGAAAAUUUCUGCAUCACGACCAACAAAUUUUAUUUAAAAGUUUUCUUUGAAGAUAAUUUGACUUUUUUCUUAAUAGAUUAAUGAUUCUGGCAGAAAUUAAGUAUGUAUGCAACAGGCAAAUGAAACUAUUGUUUGGAUAUAUUCUUGAAAAAAAAAGAAUCAAGCGUACAUUAUAAAAAUUUUGUUUCUCAUGUAAGUUAAAGCCGGUUUAGUCAUCAGAAAUUUUAAAUAAUAAAUGUUUUAAUAAUAAUUUUGUUCUUGAUAGGCAAUAACAAAAGGAAAAUGUUUUGUUUCUUUCAUUUUCGAUUUAAUGUUUUUUACUACUCAGUCCAGCUUACUAGUGUUCUAGUGGAACUUAGUAAAACCAUAGCAGCACUGUUACAAUUGUGUGAUUUUGUGAACUACAUCAGCACCACCAUGCUUAUAUCUAGCACUGUACAUACCUAGUAAAAUGCUGGAAAUAGUUGGCUUCUCUAAUAAAAGUAUCCUAACUAGCUAUUGAGAUUACUUUCUUUUUCCCCAAAAUAAUUUCUUUUACAAAUUCUUGAGUUUUCAUGUAUAAAUAGAUGAGAAAUUAUAUGCUUCAUUCUUAAAUUAUGUAUAUAUGCUAUAUUUUCAAUACAACUUGUACACUUUUAGCUACCAAAAAUUUGCAAUCAUUUUUACAUGAAAUUUACAGUUUUCUUAUUUACAGUUAUUUGUAGAAGGUUAUUGCAAAACUAGUUGUGCAAGUAGAUUACACUGUCAGUACCACAUACCAAUCUUUGAAGAAAAUAUUUGCUGAAAAAUAAAUAUUUCUGCACAGAGCAUUUCAAAAGCAUCAUGAUUUCAUGCUACAUUAUGUCAUAAAGACUAGGAAAUAUGUGUUUUAGUAGAUUGUUUCAUUAUGGUUAAAGCAUUCCAAGGUACUUACUACUUAACCAUGUGAGCGAGCUUCUGUCUAUCAGAUGACUGGUAUUUUCAAGUGAUUACACACAUUAUUUUUUUGAAAUUAUUCUUUAACUGGCAAACAUUCUGUUACACAUUUUACUAUCAACAAUAUAGAAUGCAGAUUUCAGCUGAAAAGGUAAUGAGCCUUUAAUUAAAAUCAGUAGGUGCCUAGGAGAUAAAAACUAGGGAUUCCUCAAUAUUUUUAUCUUAUUUCCUUAGUAUUUGGAAAAAGGGCGCCAUGUCAUUUCGAAGCUAUUGUAAUUAUAGGGACAUUUUGAUGAAACUGUGGAGUUAAUUAUAGGAUUACUGAUCCUUGACUUUUACUCCUAAAUGAAAUAAGGAUGAUGGAAUGGUGUAGAAUUUUCUUAUGCAGUCAAUAUAAUGUCAUCAUGAAAAAAAUACAUAGUUUAAAAACUACCAGUUGUGAUUAUUUUCAAUUUAAAAACACAUACAGAGGCAGUACAAAGAACAUAAGUUAACCAUAUACUGCUUUAAAUCACAGGUGUACCAAAUUAUUUCGUGUCUCAAAAUAUAAAUCAACUAAUGGAAGUCACAGAUGUCAAUGAUGAGUACAAUUUAGGAAUUCAUCUAAGUUUUGACAUUAGCUUUUCAAGAAUAACCAUGUUAAUAUUUGCCACUUUAUGUAAUAAAAAUAUAUUAUUGGGAUCACUUCUGUAAUAAUUGUUGCUAUUCUCAUUUAAAAGUUUGUGUUUAGUAGAACAGUAAUACUGGUCAAUUGCUUGUAUGAUUCUGUGUACUUCAAUAUUGCAUUUCUGUAGACAAUGUAUUCUUCUAUUCAUAGUAAUAGCGUGUUAGUUUUAAGUAAUGUCUUGUUAAUCGUCUCUCAACUUCCACUUAAUCGUUUAUAUAAAUAAACCUUGUGAUAAUUUCUUUUCAUGCAGCCAACUAAUCUUGUCACCCUGUGAAUUUCCUUUCCUGUGUUGCAUAUUCUUAAAGCAAAGUGUACCGCAGUACAUGGAAUGAAUUAUUCUAAGCUGGGGCACGUAUCAAUCACAAUGCCUAAUACUUUUAUAAAGCAUUUUAAAAAAACAAUCCUUUUAGUUUUUAAAAUAUUAACAUCAAUUCAUUAAAAGUUAAAUAGAACCACAGGAAGUCAGCUGUGAAUGAGAACAGCUGAGAAGUGGGAGAGAGGAGAGGAGUGAUUGCGUACCUAGAAAAUAAUUGCAGUGCAAAUAAAUGUAUAAUUUUAUGGAUGUUGGUCAAAGGCGAUAUUUGACAAGUAUUGGGAUGUUUUAGCAGAAGACAUGUCCCUAACACUGGUGUUCUUCUACUCUGAGCAAAUGGAUCUUUGCGAGUGGUGUGAGAAUCCCUUUAUAGAUUUUUGUCGGAGAGGGCAAAUGCGGCCAUUGUUGGGUGAGGGAAAGAGCAAUGGAAGGGUUUUAGAAGACCUGCUAGUAGGUCGUGCUGCUGCACUUGUAGCAUAAUGCACUAUUUCUGAUGACGCACCGGUCACAUGAUGAUCUUACA
This is a messenger RNA of Rhinolophus ferrumequinum (greater horseshoe bat), 8064 nucleotides long. RefSeq names its product grancalcin (gene GCA). The record is from RefSeq and is a predicted model, not a curated record. Gene Ontology annotation, molecular function: calcium ion binding. Bases 104 to 760 code for a protein of 218 amino acids. Lineage: Eukaryota; Metazoa; Chordata; Mammalia; Chiroptera; Rhinolophidae. The transcript has 8 exons.